Molecule: messenger RNA, 4973 nt
Organism: Diceros bicornis minor
Lineage: Eukaryota; Metazoa; Chordata; Mammalia; Perissodactyla; Rhinocerotidae
Gene: POLR3A
Product: RNA polymerase III subunit A
Exons: 31
Coding region: 139-4311 (1390 amino acids)
Biological process (GO): DNA-templated transcription
Molecular function (GO): DNA-directed RNA polymerase activity; DNA binding
Source: RefSeq, a predicted model, not a curated record
GGGAUCUCGACGGUGGCCGAGAGGACGCCGCGGAUGCGUUAGCAACUAGUCUAGAAGCACCCCUAGGAGGUGUGAAGAGCGUCGUCUCUCUAAUCCAGCUCCCCGAGUCUGGAGGCAGGUGCCCCGGUAGCCGUCACCAUGGUGAAGGAGCAGUUCCGGGAGACGGAUGUGGCUAAGAAAAUAAGCCACAUCUGUUUUGGAAUGAAGUCACCCGAGGAGAUGCGCCAGCAGGCACACAUCCAGGUUGUGAGUAAGAACCUGUACAGCCAGGACAACAACCACGCCCCCUUGCUAUAUGGGGUGCUUGACCACAGGAUGGGUACUAGUGAGAAGGACCGUCCUUGUGAAACCUGUGGGAAAAACUUGGCUGACUGUCUGGGCCACUAUGGCUACAUUGACUUGGAAUUGCCGUGUUUCCAUGUGGGGUACUUCAGAGCAGUUAUCGGCAUCUUACAGAUGAUCUGCAAAACCUGCUGCCACAUCAUGCUGUCCCAGGAGGAGAAGAAGCAGUUUCUGGAUUAUCUAAAGAGGCCCGGCCUGACCUACCUUCAGAAGCGAGGACUGAAGAAGAAAAUCUCUGAUAAGUGCCGAAAGAAAAACGUCUGCCAUCACUGUGGUGCUUUUAAUGGUACUGUAAAGAAAUGCGGAUUGCUGAAGAUAAUUCAUGAGAAAUACAAGACCAACAAGAAAGUGGUGGAUCCUAUUGUAUCAAAUUUCCUUCAGUCUUUUGAAACUGCCAUUGAGCAUAACAAAGAAGUGGAGCCCCUGCUGGGAAGGGCACAGGAAAACUUGAAUCCCUUAGUAGUUCUUAAUUUGUUUAAACGCAUCCCAGCUGAAGAUGUGCCUCUACUUCUCAUGAAUCCAGAAGCUGGAAAGCCCUCUGAUUUGAUUCUCACACGACUUUUAGUGCCUCCUUUGUGUAUCAGGCCCUCUGUUGUGAGUGAUUUGAAGUCUGGCACCAAUGAAGAUGAUUUGACAAUGAAAUUAACAGAAAUCAUAUUCCUAAAUGAUGUCAUUAAAAAGCAUCGGAUAUCAGGAGCUAAGACCCAGAUGAUCAUGGAGGACUGGGACUUUCUGCAGCUGCAGUGUGCCCUCUAUAUUAACAGCGAGCUCUCAGGCAUUCCCCUCAACAUGGCGCCCAAGAAGUGGACCAGAGGUUUCGUCCAGCGCCUGAAGGGAAAACAGGGUCGAUUUAGAGGCAAUCUCUCAGGAAAGAGAGUGGAUUUUUCUGGCAGAACCGUCAUCUCGCCUGACCCCAACCUCCGGAUUGAUGAAGUAGCUGUGCCAGUUCAUGUGGCCAAAAUUCUAACGUUUCCUGAGAAAGUGAACAAAGCAAACAUCAAUUUUUUGAGGAAACUGGUUCAAAAUGGCCCUGAAGUUCACCCAGGAGCCAAUUUCAUUCAGCAGAGACAUACACAGAUGAAAAGGUUUUUGAAAUACGGAAAUAGGGAGAAGAUGGCUCAGGAGCUCAAGUAUGGGGACAUCGUAGAGAGACACCUCAUAGAUGGAGAUGUGGUACUGUUCAAUCGGCAGCCCUCGCUGCACAAAUUGAGCAUUAUGGCGCAUCUGGCUAGGGUCAAGCCCCACCGGACGUUCAGAUUUAACGAGUGUGUGUGUACACCCUACAAUGCGGAUUUUGAUGGUGAUGAAAUGAACCUUCAUCUUCCUCAAACAGAAGAAGCUAAAGCAGAAGCCCUUGUUCUCAUGGGGACUAAAGCAAAUCUUGUAACACCAAGGAAUGGAGAACCACUAAUUGCUGCUAUUCAGGAUUUUCUAACAGGUGCCUAUCUCCUCACUCUUAAGGACACUUUCUUUGACCGAGCCAAGGCUUGCCAAAUCAUUGCUUCAAUAUUGGUUGGCAAGGAUGAGAAAAUUAAAGUUCGUCUCCCACCCCCUACAAUAUUAAAGCCAGUCACCCUGUGGACGGGAAAGCAGAUCUUCAGUGUCAUCCUCAGACCUAGUGAUGACAAUCCAGUGAGGGCCAACCUCCGAACCAAGGGCAAGCAAUACUGUGGCAAAGGAGAAGAUCUCUGUGUCAAUGAUUCCUACGUUACCAUCCAGAACAGUGAGUUGAUGAGUGGCAGCAUGGACAAGGGAACGCUGGGGUCAGGAUCCAAGAACAAUAUCUUUUACAUUUUGCUGCGAGACUGGGGGCAGAAUGAAGCUGCCGAUGCGAUGUCGCGGCUCGCCAGGCUGGCUCCUGUUUACCUCUCUAACCGUGGAUUCUCAAUUGGGAUUGGUGACGUCACACCUGGUCAAGGACUGCUAAAGGCCAAGUAUGAGUUGCUGAAUGCUGGCUACAAAAAAUGUGAUGAGUACAUCGAAGCCCUAAACACGGGCAAGCUGCAGCAACAGCCUGGUUGCACCGCUGAGGAGACCCUGGAGGCCUUGAUCCUGAAGGAGCUGUCUGUGAUCCGCGACCACGCUGGCAGUGCCUGCCUUCGGGAGCUGGAUAAGAGCAACAGCCCUCUCACCAUGGCUCUAUGUGGCUCUAAAGGCUCCUUCAUUAACAUAUCACAGAUGAUCGCCUGUGUGGGACAGCAAGCCAUCAGCGGCUCUCGCGUGCCGGACGGCUUUGAAAACAGGUCCUUGCCUCACUUUGAAAAGCAUUCAAAGCUCCCAGCUGCGAAAGGCUUUGUGGCUAAUAGCUUUUAUUCUGGUUUGACACCAACGGAGUUUUUCUUCCACACAAUGGCUGGCCGGGAAGGUCUAGUUGACACAGCCGUAAAGACAGCUGAAACAGGAUACAUGCAGAGAAGGCUUGUGAAGUCCCUUGAAGAUCUUUGCUCACAGUAUGAUUUGACAGUCCGAAGCUCUACAGGUGAUAUUAUCCAGUUCAUUUACGGGGGAGAUGGCUUAGAUCCUGCAGCUAUGGAGGGAAAAGAUGAACCCUUGGAGUUUAAAAGAGUUCUGGACAACAUCAAAGCAGUCUUCCCGUGCCCAAGCGAGCCUGCGCUCAGUAAAAACGAGCUGAUCCUGACCACUGAGUCGAUCAUGAAGAAGAACGAGUUUCUCUGCUGCCAGGACAGCUUCCUGCAGGAAAUUAAAACAUUCAUCAAGGGAGUUUCUGAGAAGAUCAAGAAAACCAGAGAUAAAUAUGGCAUCAACGAUAAUGGCACAACAGAGCCCCGUGUGCUCUACCAGUUGGACCGGAUCACCCCCACCCAAAUAGAAAAGUUUCUGGAGACGUGUAGGGACAAGUACAUGAGGGCACAGAUGGAGCCAGGUUCUGCAGUGGGAGCACUCUGUGCCCAGAGCAUUGGUGAGCCAGGCACCCAGAUGACGCUGAAGACUUUCCACUUUGCAGGCGUGGCCUCCAUGAACAUCACCCUGGGCGUGCCCCGGAUCAAAGAGAUCAUCAACGCUUCCAAGGCCAUCAGCACUCCAAUCAUCACAGCACAGCUCGACAAGGAUGAUGAUGCAGAUUACGCUCGCCUCGUGAAAGGGAGAAUUGAGAAAACCCUCUUGGGAGAGAUUUCAGAGUAUAUUGAAGAAGUGUUUCUUCCUGAUGAUUGCUUUAUCCUCGUCAAGCUCUCCCUGGAACGGAUUAGGCUUCUCAGACUGGAAGUAAACGCUGAGACGGUGCGGUACUCCAUCUGCAUGUCCAAGCUCCGCGUGAAGCCCGGUGACGUGGCCGUUCACGGUGAGGCUGUGGUGUGUGUCACCCCCCGAGAGAAUAGCAAGAGCUCCAUGUACUAUGUGCUGCAGUUCCUGAAAGAGGAUCUCCCCAAGGUGGUGGUGCAGGGCAUCCCAGAGGUGUCCCGAGCUGUCAUCCACAUCGACGAGCAGAGCGGGAAGGAGAAGUACAAGCUCCUCGUGGAGGGUGAUAACUUGCGGGCAGUCAUGGCCACCCACGGUGUGAAGGGCACCCGGACCACCUCCAAUAACACAUAUGAGGUGGAGAAAACUCUGGGCAUCGAAGCUGCCCGGACAACUAUCAUCAAUGAAAUCCAGUACACGAUGGUAAACCACGGCAUGAGCAUUGACAGGAGACACGUGAUGCUGCUGUCUGACCUGAUGACCUACAAGGGUGAAGUCCUGGGCAUUACUAGGUUCGGCCUGGCCAAGAUGAAGGAGAGUGUGCUGAUGCUCGCCUCCUUUGAGAAGACAGCCGACCAUCUCUUUGACGCUGCCUACUUCGGACAGAAGGACUCCGUGUGUGGGGUAUCUGAAUGCAUCAUCAUGGGGAUCCCCAUGAACAUUGGAACUGGGCUUUUCAAGCUGCUCCACAAGGCCGACAGGGACCCAAGCCCUCCCAGGAGGCCCCUGAUCUUCGACACAAACGAAUUCCACAUCCCCCUUGUCACAUAGUCCAGGGAGAAGGGGGCCAUUCCUGACCUCGGCUCCUUGUCCUGUCUGGAAAGGGGCUUGAGACUUUGGAACUUUGUGCUCCCUGGGACGGAGGCCCUGACGUCCCCACCGUGCCAGCAGUCAUAGAAGGCCCCCAGCAUCCCGGGGAGCAGCUCACCUGGUGACCCUGAGCACACCACACUGCUUGGUUGGGAGAACUGAGGUUUGUCUGUGUUUGUUUGAAAACUAUUUAAUCUAUGGACAGCUCAGCACCUCCUGCCCACUCUGCGUCCCUGGACUUAUGAUGGAGGCCCCAGCCAGGCAUCACUGCUCAUUCUCACCUCACUCGUCCGUCCAUCAGCUCCCAGGGGUAUAUCUCACCCUGACCGGGAGCCAGGUCUAAGCCCCAGGGCAUGUUCCCAGUUUUUCUGUUCCUCAGUCAUGUUGGAAUCUCUCUGGGUGACAUAUUCAUGUAAAUAUUAUUUAUUUGUUCAGUUUGAAGAAUCUGGAGUUUUUGAUGUUAUUUUGGAUUUACUUUUGAAACUAAGAAGCUGUAGAAACCAAGAAAGCCAGCAUUGAAGUGUUACUGGAAAACCUUGUUAGGCAAAUGGGACCGUCUAGGAUUUGUAACUGAGCUAAAACUGUCAUGAGGCCCAGGCUGCUGUGAAAGAUCUUUUACAGAC